AUGUGGCGCGGCAACCACGACCGCUACACAUACAACCAGAGCACUGUCGCCCGCUGGGGCGAGGGUGAGACGCGGCACAUGUACCACCAGCACUACGCGCACGCCAAAUGCCCGCGCGACUACGGCCGCGGCGGCCGCGAGUUUGCAUACCUCUCCGUCACGCGCGGUCGCCUUGCUCAGCGCCCGCUGCCGCAGGUGCAGUACGUGGCAAAGGGCGCGAAGCCGACGUGGCUGUUCAAGUCGUGGCACACGCCGCUCAGCUCGCCGGUAAUGUGGGAGCGCGAGGUGCAGUACGAUGCCCAUGUGCCGCAGCACACCGGUGCGAAGCGGCCGCUCGCCGUGUUGGCGCCGCGCACGAUGCACCGCUACCUUUUCCUCAUGCAUAUGGAGCGCAUCACCGUCACGGUGUCACCGCUGCUCUUUGGCUACGGUCACACGUUGCAAAAGGCGGUGCUUGACUUCUACCGCCGCGCUAUCAGCGCACGGGCGCCGUUCCCGAAGGAUAAAGUGUUUCUCUUCUACGCCGUCGACCAUGUGACGCCGCGCAUUGAGGUGAAGUGGCUCGACGGCACGACGUACGCCCCUCCGGUGCUGGAAGGGGCAAGUGCGCAGGACCUGAUCCAGAUGGUAAUGGAGGAGGCGUGGCUCGCCGCAGACCGCAUGGGCGCGGAGGGGCGCGUGCUGAACCCCAUCGCGAUCGAUGACUACAAGUGGGAGCAGCUCAUCGUGUUCAAGAAGGUGCGCGACAAGGAGGCGGCAAAGGGUGGGGCAAGGAAGAAGUGA
Messenger RNA from Trypanosoma grayi, 783 nucleotides. RefSeq lists its product as hypothetical. Bases 1 to 783 code for a protein of 260 amino acids. Lineage: Eukaryota; Euglenozoa; Kinetoplastea; Trypanosomatida; Trypanosomatidae. The transcript has a single exon. The record is from RefSeq and is a predicted model, not a curated record.